AUUGGUGAUGGUGUUCGUGCUUAAUCUGUUUAAUCAUUUUUAGUAGGUUUAUGGAAUCUAAACUACGUAUAAAAGGAUUUAGUGGAUAUUUAUGUUAAGCCCCAACUUCUAAACAGCCAUUUUCUUAUGGCUCAGAUCCUGUUAAAAUAGAAAGUGCAAGUGGUUCGGCAUGAAAACAAAGAGCGGUCGUUUUCAUAAAAUGGUGUAGAAACUCUGUGCAGUGUAUCCUAGACAGACUGUUUUUUUGUGUAUUCUAUCUACUAGAUAAAAAAAACACUAAUUAACUCCGUACGUCAAACAACGUCGACAGCUGGGCAAGAGGAAUCGUGAAGGCGAUCCGCUAUUUAGCAUUCUGAUAGUAAAAGCAACCUGAAAAGUUGAGCAACAUGUCUGCGGGACCGUAUAAUUAUUCAUACAUUUUCAAGUACAUUAUCAUUGGUGACAUGGGCGUAGGCAAGAGCUGCCUAUUGCAUCAGUUCACGGAAAAAAAAUUUAUGGCUAGCUGCCCUCAUACGAUUGGUGUCGAAUUUGGAACGCGCAUCAUCGAAGUCGACAAGCAAAAGAUCAAAUUGCAAAUAUGGGACACUGCUGGCCAAGAGCGGUUUCGUGCAGUCACUCGGUCGUACUACAGAGGUGCAGCAGGAGCUCUGAUGGUCUACGAUAUCACUAGACGCUCAACUUAUAAUCAUCUAUCCAGCUGGCUAACAGAUACUCGCAAUCUAACGAAUCCAAGUACCGUAAUAUUUCUCAUUGGUAACAAAUCGGACUUAGAGAGCACUCGUGAGGUUACCUACGAAGAGGCAAAAAAGUUUGCCGACGAAAAUGGGCUAAUGUUCGCAGAGGCCAGUGCAAUGACCGGUCAAAACGUGGAGGAAGCUUUCCUGGAAACAGCCCGCAAAAUCUACCAAAGCAUUCAGGAUGGUCGGCUUGAUCUGAACUCUUCCGAGUCAGGCGUUCAGCACAAACCGGCUCAACCGGGCCGAACAACGCUGAGCAGCGACGCGCAGAACAAUAAAGACAAUUGUUCGUGUUAAUUUCGUCCAGUGGCCAUUGUGUGUUAUAGUUAUUUAGCGAAAUGUUGGGAUGGGAAAUACUUGAUACGAGAUCUGUGCUGCCUAAGGCAUUGCAGGACAUACCUUGAAAUCAUAUUCGUCACUUUAUAGCCAGGUGACUCCGAAAUCGAAUGGUUAAAAAUUAUGGGUCAAAUCAAAGGAGAACGUAAUCCCAUAGUGUAAUUGUCUUAUUGCUGUGUAUAAGCCAAAAGAUCGUUAAAAAUGUAUCUUUGUUGUUGUAUAUGUUACUUUUGAGUUUUCUUUCUGUUGCAAAGUGAAAAUUUAGAUAUAUAAUUAGGUAUAUAUACAUACUUUUUAUAAUUUUCAAAAUGUUUAAUCAUUUAUGUUUCGUAUACACUAUUCCUAAGUUUGUAAACACAUUCUAGUAGUUCUAAAGAACCAUUAUAAUUCCAAGAGGUGUAACAAAACUAGCACUAAGAAUGGCCCAAACAAAAUAAACAAAAAGUAACUUGUAGAUAUCAGUGAAUAACAUUGAAUGAUUAACCUCGAAAUUGGUGUCGCAGUUCUAGCAACUUUUUAACGCAAACGUAGGUUGAAUAUUGUGAUCCGUACUGUGGACUUUGAAUGCAUACAUAAUGUUGUAAUGUACUAUUUCAAAUGCUUCACAUAAUAAAACAAAAAUUAUUUGUGGAAACGAGCAACCCAUGCAAAUUGAAAAAAAAAUCGCCAUUUUUAUUCCGGACUUCUAGCUCAGAAGUAUCCGCCAGGAUUUUACCAUUAAACAAAAGGUGAAUUCUUUUAUGCUUACCCUUAAUAGCAUGCAGUAGAAAACUUCUUUAGAAUAUUCCAUUUAACUGCAGUCAAAUUCAAAAAUUUUAUAUUCUCACGUGUACUGCGACCAUUUGAGCGUUUAAUUAAGUAUACAAAUAUAAGACCUACUAUAUAUAUGAUAUAUAAUAUAUAGAAAAUUAGAAGUUUAGAAAUCCGAAAUGCAAAAUUAAAGGAUAAAAAUUGACAUUUUAGUAUUACUUUAUCAAAAAAGUCUUGAAUAUACUGAAUAUAAAUUAUAUUAGCCAAGGAAAAAUUACAGUGUGGUUCGUUUAAAGUUAGACAAACAGGACAAAUGAAAAGAAAAGCGCUAAACAUGGAUACACUUACUGAAAUAAAACUUUAUAAAGCUACUUAUUCCGCCACUAAGAAACAGAUUAUCUGUCACUUGAGUAGGUAUAUCACAUGCAAGAAAUAAUUAAAAAGAAAUUUA
Molecule: messenger RNA, 2274 nt
Organism: Sabethes cyaneus
Lineage: Eukaryota; Metazoa; Arthropoda; Insecta; Diptera; Culicidae
Gene: Rab14
Product: ras-related protein Rab-14
Exons: 5
Coding region: 387-1034 (215 amino acids)
Biological process (GO): defense response to bacterium; phagosome maturation; endocytic recycling
Cellular component (GO): trans-Golgi network; Golgi apparatus; recycling endosome
Molecular function (GO): GTP binding; GTPase activity
Source: RefSeq, a predicted model, not a curated record